Messenger RNA from Corylus avellana, 5375 nucleotides. RefSeq names its product 5'-3' exonuclease family protein (gene UVH3). Gene Ontology annotation, biological process: nucleotide-excision repair. Gene Ontology annotation, cellular component: nucleus. The record is from RefSeq and is a predicted model, not a curated record. Gene Ontology annotation, molecular function: DNA endonuclease activity; single-stranded DNA binding. NCBI's taxonomy places the organism in Eukaryota, Viridiplantae, Streptophyta, Magnoliopsida, Fagales, Betulaceae.
UCAGAAAAAGUUGUUCUCGUGAGCAGGGCGAUUACAAAUGGGAGUCCAUGGUCUGUGGGAGCUACUGGCUCCGGUUGGCCGUCGCGUGUCCGUCGAAACCCUGGCCGGAAAAAAGCUCGCCAUCGAUGCGAGCAUAUGGAUGGUGCAGUUCAUGAAGGCGAUGCGGGACGAGAAGGGCGAGAUGGUACGGAAUGCGCACUUGCUCGGCUUCUUCCGCCGGAUCUGCAAGCUCUUGUUCCUCAGGACCAAGCCCGUCUUCGUCUUCGACGGCGCUACCCCCGCCCUCAAGCGCCGCACCGUCAUCGCCCGCCGCCGACAGCGCGACAACGCGCAGGCCAAGGUCCGCAAGACCGCUGAGAAGUUGCUUCUCAAUCAGCUUAAGGCAAUGAAGUUGAAAGAACUGGCAAAGGAUAUUGAGAAGCUGAAGCAGAAGCAGAAGAGUGAUGCCAAGGGUGAGAAGAUUCUGUCAGAUCAAACUAACAUGGCGGGGAAUCGGUUAGAAGGGGAUGCUAUGAUUUUAAAGAGUUCCAAUCAGGAGAAGCUAGAUGAAAUGUUGGCGGCAUCUAUUCAGGCAGAGGAAAAUGGGAGAUUCACUAACAAUGCAUCAACAUCUUCUGCUGCUGCUAUUCCUUCUGAGGAGGAUGACAAUGAAGAAGAAGAGAUGAUACUGCUUGCAGAGGAUGGUGAAGUUGAUCCAGAUGUAUUAGCUGCUUUGCCUCAGUCAAUGCAGCGCAAUCUUCUUGCUCAGCUCAAGGGAAAGAACUUGGCGGCAGAUGUUGAGAACCAGAGACAGUUGCAGAAUGAUGAUGCUAAGGGUAAAAAGAUUUUGUCAGAUGAAACUGACAUGCUUGGUUGUAGUUCAAAGGAUGAUGAUCUGGUAUCAAGGAAUGACCUUCAGGAAAAGCUAGAUGAAAUGUUGGCAGCAUCUAUUUUGGCAGAGGAAAAUGGGAGGUUAGCUAACAGUGCAUCUAAAUCUGUUGCUCAUUUUUCUUCUGAGGAGGAGGUUGGCGAAGAAUAUGAAGAUGAAGAUGAAGAGAUGAUGCUGCCUGCUAUGAAUGGUGACUUUGAUCCAAAUGUAUUGGCUGCUUUGCCCCCAUCAAUGCAACUUGAUCUUCUUGUUCAUACGAGAGAAAGAUUAAUUGCGGAAAACAGACAAAAGUAUCAGAAAGUCAAGAAGGAUCCUGCAAAGUUCUCUGAGCUGCAAAUACAAGCUUAUCUUAAAACUGUUGCUUUCCGUCGAGAGAUAAAUGAAGUGCAGAAAUCUGCUGCAGGGAGGGGGGUAGGAGGUGUACAGACUUCUCGGAUAGCCUCCGAAGCGAACAGAGAAUUUAUCUUCUCAUCAUCAUUUACUGGUGAUAAACAAGCACUUACAUCUGCCAAAGCACAGAGAAAUGGAGAUAAGUCACAAGAGACACACGGAGAGCAUCCUUCUCAAGAAUCUAUCAAUGGUGUUGCAUCUACCAGUAAGUCCAAUACCAUGACUGGUUCAGACCUGGAUGAAUCUAGAAGGGUUUUUGAUGACAAUAUUGAGACAUAUAUGGAUGAGAGGGGGCGUGUUCGAGUCAGCAGAGUGAGAGCUAUGGGGAUCCGUAUGACACGUGAUAUACAAAGAAAUUUGGAUUUGAUGAAAGAGAUUGAGCAGGAGAGCACAAGUGCGAAGAACAUUGCAAAUACUCAAACCAUGCUUGACAGAAAUGAAAUUAGUGUCCCGACAAGAUUUCCCAGUAAAGACCAGUCUGUAGAAGCUUCACACGAUGAUAAUAGUGAAUCUGUUAACUUGAAUGAGAGAAAUGAGGAGGCCAUGUUAAAAAAUGACACUUCCAUGGAGAUAUCCUUUGAAGAUGACGAGAAGAACAAGUGUUUUGAUGGUGAUGACGAUCUAUUUGCUCAUUUAGUAGCAGGGAAUCCAAUAAAAAUCUCUUCUGCUGAAAAUGCCUUAUCAAGGAAGCAGGAAGGAAUCAUCAAAGAGAAAGGCAAUAGUCUCUCUAGUGAUGGAGGAGCUGAAACUAAGCCCUCUCUUGAGGAAGGUAACACGAGUGAUGUGGAAUGGGAGGAAGGAGUUUGUGACUUCCAUAAAAGCACCUCCUCGUGCCAAGCAGAAUCAGGGAGAACAGUUUCUAAAGGUCAUAUGGAAGAAGAGACUGAUUUGCAGGAAGCAAUUCGGAGAAGUCUCGAGCAUGUAGGGAAUAAGGAAUCUAAUCUUGAACUAGCUCAAGAUGAUAAGAAUUAUGGAGAAAAGGUUCAUAAAGAUAUUGGAAUCUUUGAUCAGAAAAAUACUAUAGGUGGGGAACUUUUGCCAGGGAAGAAUGGUACUCCAGAAAAUGAGUCGUUUUGUGAAAUUGUGGAUGGAGUUGAAAGACCAGAUAGUGUGGCUGGAGUAACUGUGUUACAAACCAGUGAUUCGCCUGGGAGGCAGUUGAUGUCAUCUGUAGCAUGUAAUUCUGAUAAUAUGCGGGUGUUGAUAACUAAGCCACAUGAAAAAUACCCAGGGUCUUGUUCUGGACAAUCAAUGCAAGAUGCAAGUGAAAGUGGGAGUUUGGACAGAGAGAUGCCAUGUGCAGAAUCUGUAACUCCUUUGGAAAAUAAGGAGGUCCAGGUGAUUACAGAACAUCUAUUGGAUACCUUUAGAGCGGGUUCUGGCUUAUCUAGCUCUCCUAACCAUGGAUCAGAGGGUAGUUCUCGUGUUUCUGAUACCAUAUCUGGUGCCAAUACCAAUGACAUUCAGAUUGCUGAUAAGACCAAUGUUACUAAAGCUGCACCCGUGCAUCUUUUUCCUGACAUGAUUAACCCCAACUUUCCUGUAAUGAAGUUAUCCACAAAAGACUUGACAGAUGACCUUGAUUUUCAGCCGAAGUUGGCUGCUGAAGAAAUAAUUGACAAUAGUAUUGAGGAAAGGGAGCACAACAAGGACAAUUCUCCCUUUGAGGGAAAUGAAAAUCUGCAUGUCGAAGUCACAGAGGGUAAUUUAGAUGAGGAAAUGCUAAUUCUCGAUCAAGAAUAUUUGAAUCUAGGAGAUGAACAGAGAAAGCAUGAGCGUAAUGCAGAAUCUGUCAGCAGCGAGAUGUUUGCAGAAUGCCAGGAACUACUUCAAAUGUUUGGAUUGCCUUAUAUUAUUGCACCAAUGGAAGCAGAAGCUCAAUGCGCUUAUAUGGAACUUGCAAACCUUGUUGAUGGUGUUGUGACUGAUGACUCUGAUGUGUUUUUGUUUGGGGCUAGAAGUGUUUACAAGAAUAUAUUUGAUGACCGAAAAUAUGUUGAGACAUACCUCAUGAAGGACAUUGAGAAGGAGCUUGGCCUGACAAGAGAAAAAUUAGUUCGGAUGACAUUGCUUCUUGGAAGUGAUUAUACUGAAGGUGUUAGUGGGAUUGGCAUUGUCAACGCUAUUGAGGUUGUAAAUGCAUUUCCUGAGGAAGAUGGCCUCUCUAAAUUCCGGGAGUGGAUUGAGUCACCAGAUCCCACCAUCCUUAAAAAGUUUGAUGCAGAAACAGGAUCGAGUGCGAAAAAAAGGGGACCAAAAGUUGGUGACAAAGGUUUGAAUUGCUCAAAAAGUAACACAGAAGAAGUCUCUGCAUCUGACCUAAACAUGUCCCAAGCUCAAGAGCAGCAGCAGUCUGCAACUUACAUGCAGGACAUAAAGCAGAUUUUUAUGGAUAAGCAUAGAAAUGUGAGCAAGAACUGGCAUAUUCCUUCUUCUUUUCCAAGUGAAGUGGUUAUCUCUGCUUACUUUUCUCCCCAAGUUGACAAGUCAACUGAGCCAUUUACAUGGGGAAAGCCAGAUCAUUUUGUUCUUCGCAAAUUGUGUUGGGAAAGGUUUGGGUGGGCUACCCAGAAGGCGGAUGAGUUGCUAGUACCUGUUCUGAAGGAGUACAACAAACACGAGACUCAAUUGCGGUUGGAAGCGUUUUACACUUUCAAUGAACGAUUUGCGAAAAUUCGUAGUAAGAGAAUUAAUAAAGCCGUUAAAGGAAUCACUGGAAACCAAACCUCGGAGUUGAUGGAUGAUCCCUUGCAAGAGGUUUCCAAAAGUAGAAAGAAAAGAAGAGUAAGCCCAGUUGAUAACAAGUCAGAGAAACCGUCAAAGAAACUAGAUCAGAGUGAUGUUCAGAACCAAAGUAACUAUGUGGACAAAUCAACACUUAAGCAUUCAAGGAAAAGGAGGAAUACUGGAGAGCCUGUUCCAUCUACAGAGAUGAGUACAGAAUCACCUAUGGAGGCACAAGGCAGGCGAAGUCACAGCAGAGCAUCACGUGGGAAUGGAAGAAGCAGAGGAAGAGGGAGAGGCAAGGGAAUAGGAAGAGGAAGGGGAAAAAGAAGUUCUGGUUCUGAGCCAUGUGAAAGCAGUAGUGGUGACAGUGAUGAUGACGAGCGAGAAGUUCUUGUGGAGAAGUUAGAAGGGCCAGACGAAGUGCGAAGGUCAAUGCGAGUUCGGAAGCCUGUAAAUUACACUGUGAAUCACUUUGAAGCUGACGAUGUGGACAAAUCAUCAGACCAAAGCAAUAAAGAAUGCUCGGAUGAAGAGGCAGUAGAGCAAGAUAUAUCUUCGGCCCGGGUUGUAUGCGGAGAUGCAGCUGCUGGUCAUAAUGCAGGACAACCUGCGUUUGAGGAGUGCUUGCAUGGAGACUCUCUUGAAAUGGGAGAUGGCUUAUGCACUGACAAAUGUGAAAUCAGUCAACCAGAUGCGACCCAGUGUGGCGAUCCAUCUUUUGAGGCCGAGUUUUCUAAGGAUUACCUCAACAUGGGAGGUGGGUUUUGCUUGGAUGAAGGUGAGCCAGAAAAUGACACAGAUGGAGCUCAUGGCCUGGCUUCAGCUACUGCCUCAGGAAAUGCUGACCUAUCCCAUCGCCCUGGUUUCGUGGAUGAAGCUGAUGAUAUUGAUAAUGGUUCAGUUCAUUCUAACUUGGUCCCCAAAGGUGCCUUGAAUGGACUUCAAGAUAGAGGGAAGAUGGACGCAGAUGAUACCGCUUCGAAUGUGGACCAUCUAAAUGCCUUAAGUAAUGAUGGUAAUUCAAAGGGGUGGGGGUCCUUGCAGGAGAAUACUAGAGAUGAUACUGGAAAGACAUCUGUAGGAGGUCUGAGCGCUAUGCCUUUUCUGAGAAGAAAGCGGAGGAAGAGCUGAAACCUGUCUAUUCUGGAUGUCAUAUCAUUUUUGUUCAUUCUUUUUUGGUGUAUAUAUAUAUCAUAAGUUGCCAUCUCCCUCUCCCUCUCUCCUUUUGUCUUUUUAGCAUUUUCAUUUAAGAACUUAUCAGAAAUGCAGUUAAAGUGAGGGCCAAAUUUAAGCUUAGUUUUGUACUAGUGUAGCAUUAUUACUUUGGAAGAAACAGAUGAAGUUAAAAAUGUAAUAAUACGAGAAUGUUGAAUGGUUUUUGGUGUGGAUC